AUGGCGCCCAGCUUCGGCCGCUCCAUCUCCUUCCCGCUCAGCCCGGCGCGCGCCUCCCGACCACGCGCCGCCGCCUACCACGUCCGCUCCGUCUCCCUCCCCUGCCGCUCCCACCCGCUCCUCGCCCACCUCUGCACCCACAUCGCCGCCGUCCGCUCAUGGGUUGCCGCCCCCGCCUCCCCGUCCACUGGCCUCGCCCACCUUGAUGCACUCCACGCUGCGCUCUCCGAGCUACUGCUCCUCCCGGAAGCACGCUCCGCGCUCCAGUACGGGUCGGCCACCGCCGCCUGCCUCCUCGACGGCUUCCUGGUCCUCGCCGACGCGCACCAAGGCUUCCAGGAGACGGUCGUCGAGCUCAGGGCCCACGCAGCCGAUGCCCAGGCCGCGCUCCGGCGCCGCGACGACGCAAGGCUGGCCUCGGCCGUGCGCUCCCUCCGCCGCGCCGAGAAGGAUCUCACGCGCCUCGCCGCCUCCGUACGAUCCGCAGCCAAGUUCCCAACUCCUUCCGCAUCCAGCAGCGCGGCGGAGGUCGAGGUGUCCGGAGCACUCGCCGAGGCGGUGGCCGCCGCGGCGUGCGCGUCAGCCGCAGUGUUCUCUGCGGUCGAGUCCGUGUCCUCCGCGGCCACGACCGCGCUGGCAUCCAAGAAGACCAUGACAUCAUCGCUCAUGUCCCUCGUCAAGAGCACCAAGCCCGCCUCCGACGACGAGAAGGAGGUGGCAUCAUUGGAGAGGCUUGAUGAAGUAGACGCGUGCGUUGCCGAGAUCGAUAGCGCGAGCGACAAGGUGUUCAGAAGCAUCCUGCACACCAGGGUCGCGCUCCUCAACAUCCAGACUCAGACCUGCUGUUAACUGAUGACUGCCCUAGCUAGGUAUUAGACCGGUGUAGCCUUUUGGACAAGAACUGUGGUGUCCAAACCCCAAGUGUACAUACUCGAUUGAUCAAAGGAUUAAAGCACAGCUCCAUAACA
This is a messenger RNA of Lolium rigidum, 968 nucleotides long. RefSeq lists its product as uncharacterized. The coding region runs from base 1 to 849 and encodes 282 amino acids. The record is from RefSeq and is a predicted model, not a curated record. The transcript has a single exon. Gene Ontology annotation, biological process: shoot system development; root development. Lineage: Eukaryota; Viridiplantae; Streptophyta; Magnoliopsida; Poales; Poaceae.